AUUUUUUCGUAUUUAAUAUUUUAAUUGGUAAAUUUACAUCACAGAUCGUUGCAGAUUCAUUGUUUCCCUCUUUUAUCCUCCUCCACAGAUCAUUGGAUUAAGAGGUACAAUGUCUCUCUAAUUUCUAAUUUCUGUACACUACCACUCUUUUGAAAUUAGACACCAUCGUUCUGGGCAUAAAAUUGUUCGGUGCGUUAUGGGAAUAGGGAUCUAUACGUUUGAUCCGAUUCACAGAUUCAUCGUCGCAAAUGGAUAACUUAGAUUCACUUCGGCAGAUAACUACUGAGAUUUUCAGAUAUAUCUUGUCAUGUUCUAUUGCCCACUACAUUCUGUCACCUGAAUGUAUCUUAAGAUUUGAUUUGCGAUCUUGACAAGCUUAUGAAUUUUUGUUUCUUCCCCGUUUAUAGAAUUUUUUACUAUAUUAGCCAUGGGCGUUCGUUUUGAUUCAGUAGUUUGGAUUUUUUGUUUUCCUUUUUAAGAGACAUAAGGCUUGAUUAGAGUAAUCUCUACCUUUAUAUUUUUUUGCUUAGAAUUAUAGAUUUUGAUUUUUUUUGUAUUCUGUUUUGCUGUAAGAUUUUGGUUGUAGGUAUUAAAAAUAAAUAUUUUAUUUUAUAUUUUAUAAAGUAAAAUAUAAGUGCUCUAGUUAUUUUGUUCUUUAAUAGUCAAAAAUCUAAGAAAAUGGGAAAGAAACAUCUUUACUUUUAUUUUAAUUUUUUAAAAUAUGAUUGGAAGAGAUUUAUUCUUUAGAAAGAAUGUGGGAUGUGGAAAGACACUACGACAUCACCUACCAAUCAGCCCGUAGAAACCGUUCUGGUUUUUAUGAAAUUUGGUUCGAUUCUGGUAAGAAUAUUGGAAUUUACUAACACCUGAAAAAUUAGGGGGGAGCUAUUGGUUCCAGUUUGGUUUGGGACUCUCAAAUCAUUUGAAAUAACUAAGAUGAAAAUAUUGGUUAAUUCAGGGUUUUGAUAUAAAAUAUCAAGUAAUUUGAAUUGUUCAUAUUAAAUUAUCGGAUGAUUUGCAUAAUUUAAUAUUAUUUGGAUAAAGUUAUUCAGGCGAUUUUGUAUUUUUGGGUAGUUCAUUUUUAUAUAAUAUUAUAUUUUGACAAAUAUAAUUUUUCUUAGAUAUACAGUUAUUGUAAACUAAAUAUAGCUACUAUUUCUAAGAAUGUAAAUUAUAUCACAGAUAUUCUGUGUAUCCAUUCGGUUUUGGAUUUUUUGGUAUAUAAAAUGCUAGGCCUAGUAUAUAUAGAGAUAUGGGUUGUUUGAAAAAUUUUCUUCUUGAUAUUUCCCAUUCUCAUGAAUCUCAUGAUGCUACUGCUUUAGAGACCUCCAUACCAAGAUAUUGUCAAUAUUGGUCCUGGGGUGAAACUACACGUCGUGGUCAAGUUCUCGAAGCUGAUGGGGAGAAAGCUAUUGUUUAGUUCUAGGUUGGUGGCCACUUGUGUCUUUUUGGGAUGUUGCUUUUUGGUUACGCCCAUGCUUUCUGUAGGAGUAUCUUCUGAAUUGAGUUACUCUAAUGGGCAUAAGAAUCCAAAAGAGGUUAGUGAGGCAGUUCAAUUCACGUUGAACAGAAAACCUAAGAUUUUACUCCAGUGGACCCUUUUACUCCAGUGGACUCCUCAUGCUUCUCACAAGAUUAAGCUAGCUGUGAGAGGAGAUUUUCCAAAAGCAUCUGGUGACUACAAGUGGCUUAGCUCAGAUAUGAGGAUUGUGUAUGUGUCAUCCUAUGGAAAGAGGCCUGGAAUAGCCAUUGUGAAGACUGUAUCGAAUCGUGAUCCUCAGAAUUUUGAUGAGAUUCUUGUCAGAGUUUUCGCAAGCCACGAUAAUGUAAGCUGUGAUAUAAUCCUAGAGCCCAUACUGAACAAUGACCAGCUCGAGCCAAACUGUAUCUUGAAACCAAACCUUAUAUCCAUGGAUUGCAUUGACAUGACCCUCCUAGUAUACUCUCCCGUUGGUGGUAUCCUUGCUAUACUAUUACAUUAUUUUUGUGUUUUUCGACACAGUUGCUAUGUUAUGCAUGAUAAGUGCCAUCGUUCUAGAAGACGGUCCAGACGGAUGUCUAUACGGCACAUAUAUAGGCGCUAAGCAGCUACAGAUCAUAAUAUUAUUUUGUAGAUGUUGAAAUAAAGCUAUCGAGUAGAGUUAUUCCUCCUCCAUUUUAUUUAAAUAACGUUAUUAGAUUGGCUAAGUUGUUACACACUACAUUUCAAUUUGUCAAGAUGUUAUUCACUAAUACGCUACAUCAUCUCUUCUAUCUAUUGCUAUCAAAAUGUUUUGUAGCCUGGUGGUAGUAUAAGAGGAUUUUUUUUUUUGAUGAAAUAUCAAACUGAUUGAGAAAUUAAGAUGCCAAUUUACAUGGUUGACAGAAUAUAAAGAAUUUUUAAGAAAAUAAUAACUAGAGCUGGCUAAAAAAAACAUAUCUAGAGCUGUCUAAACAUCUGUCAUAAAAUGUGUUUCCAUUUUCAAAUACUUUUCAUUCUCCAUAACCAUCUUCACGUGCAUGCAUAAGAACAUAAACUGAAAUCAAAUCUUGAUUGGGCAAUCAAAUGGUCAGAUUAAGUUAAACUAAAUUUUGACAUUUAUACUUCUGUUACAAAACCUGUUAAAAAUUUAUUAAUUGAUAAUUUGGGUAUCUAAAAGGAUGUAAAAAAAAUUAACUUUUAGUUUUUUUUUGAAACAGUAUUAACUUUUAGUGAUUUUUUCGUAUUUAAUAUUUUAAUUGGUAAACUUUUAUAACAGAUCUUUGCAGGCUCAUUGUCUCCCUCUCUUCUCCUCCUCCGCAGAUCAUUGGAUUAAGAGGCUUUAGAGACCUCGAUACCAAGAUAUUGUCAAUAUCAAUUUUGGGGUGGAACUACAGGACAUGGUUAAGUUCUUGAAGCUGAUGGGGAGAAAUCUAUUGUUCAGUUCUAGGUUGGUGGCCACUUGUGUCCAUUUGGGAUUUUGCUUUUUGGUUACGGUCAUGCUUUCGGUAGGAGUAGCUUCUGUAUCGGGUUACACCAAUGGGCAUAAGAAUCCGGAGGAGAUUAGUGAGGCGGUCCAAUUCACACUGAACAUAAAACCUAAGAUUUUACUCCAGUGGGCCCCUCAUGCUUCUCACAAGAUUAAGCUAGCUGUGAGAGGAGGUUGUCCAAAAGCAUCUGGUGACUACAAGUGGCUUAGCCCAGAUAUGGGGAUUGUGGCUGUGUCAUCCUAUGCAGUUAUCCAGGUAAAGAGGCCUGGAAUAGCCAUUGUGAAGACGGUAUCGAAUCGUGAUCCUCAGAAUUCUGAUGAGAUUCUUGUCAGAGUUUUCGCAAGCCACGAUAAUGUAAGCGAUGAUAUGAUCAUAGAGCCCAUACUGAACAAUGAUCAGCUCGAGCCAAGCUGUAUCUUGAAACCAAAGCAUAAGGCCUGCUUGCUCAUGAUGUUGCUAAUACACUGUCUCGUUGGUUGGACACUUGUUAUUUUAAGUCACUAUUGUUGUUUUGGAGGACGUACUGGCUAUGCAAAGCAUCAUAAGUCUCAGUGUUUUGAAAAACGGUUCAGACGUUUGCCUAUUCGGCGCAUAAGCGGCUGUAGAUCAUCAAACGAUCGGUGGUGAUUGGUUAAUACUGUAGAAGCUGCACACAGCAUUAUUAUAACUACAUCACCGAUUUGACAGCAUUCAGACUUUGUUAACUUUUUUGUUUCUACAGCACUGCUUUAACUUUACGGCUGUACAACAGCUCUAGAGAACAAUAUAUCUACAGCCUAGUUUUAUGGGCUUUCAAAGUAUAUUUACAUUAGCUUUAUUCCAAUAUUAAUUUGUAAACAUUAAAACCCUAGUUCUUCGUAUCAUUCAUCUGUUUUUUUUU
Molecule: messenger RNA, 3829 nt
Organism: Brassica napus (rape)
Lineage: Eukaryota; Viridiplantae; Streptophyta; Magnoliopsida; Brassicales; Brassicaceae
Exons: 8
Coding region: 2860-3576 (238 amino acids)
Source: RefSeq, a predicted model, not a curated record